AUGAAACAGCGAAUAACAAUGAAAUAUGAAUAUGUUAUAGUUAUGAUUAUGUCGAUGGUUGCUAUUAUCUAUCUUCUGAUAUUUGGAAUGCAGUCGAAAGUUUGUCUGAAAAAAUUUAGUUCCUACUCUUUACCGAAUGAUGAUAAUCUGUUAAGCAACAAAAAAAUAAAACUUGAUAUUAAGGAAUUAGAUAUGAUUACGCCAAAAUUUUGUCCAAAUACGUCAGUUAUCCAUAAUUUAAUGCCCAUACCAUGGAAAAUUUUAGAUAAAUUUCAAACAAGAAUGUUAAUUACUUCAAAAUUUCAAAUUAUAUUAACAGAAUAUUCGACAAAUGCUCGUUUAAGAACAGCAGUUCGACGUUUUAUUUCUCGUCUUUAUAGAAAAACGGGUAUUCUACUAAAUAUGAACAGUACAGUAACAUCAGAAAAAUUGAUUAUCGAAUGCAACGGAUUAGGCUCUGAUUAUCCUCAAUUAGGAGAAAACGAAUCGUAUCAGUUACGUGUUUCAACAAACAAUAUUAAUUUAAAAGCGAAAACCUUUACCGGGAUUGUUCGAGGUUUAUCAACAUUGUUGCAAUUAAUUGUCCUUAUUGAUACAAAUACGAUGAUCAUACCCGUUGUUGAAAUUAACGAUAAACCAAGAUUUCCGUGGCGUGGUUUACUGCUUGACGUUGCACGACAUUUUAUGCCAGUAAAAGUGAUUGAGAGUAUUCUUAAUGCAAUGGAAAUCGUUAAACUUAAUGUUUUUCAUUGGCAUCUCACAGAUGAUCAAGGAUUUCGAGUUGAAAGUAAAAAAUAUCCUUUGUUACACAAAAUGGGAUCCGAUGGUCAUUUUUAUACUCAAGAAGACAUUAAGUACAUUGUGGAUUAUGCACGAAAUAGAAGUAUUCGAGUUGUACCUGAAUUUGAUAUGCCGAGUCAUACAACUAGUUGGUUUGUUGGUUAUCCUGAAUUAGCAACUGUACCUUGUUCAUACAUGAUUGAACGUCAAUGGGGUGUCUUAAAUGCCAGUAUGAAUCCUACUCUUGAAAGUACAUAUCACUUUCUUGAUGUGUUUUUUGACGAAAUGGCAACACUAUUUCCCGAUCAGUAUUUUCAUACUGGUGGAGAUGAAGUAGAAAGCUUCCAAUGGAGUCAAUCAGAGUCGAUUCAAGACUUUAUACGACAACAUCGUCUUAACGACAAUCAAGGCCUUCAAGCAUAUUUUACUCGUCGUGUUCAGAAUAUAUUACAUAAACAUAAUAAACUAUUAAUUGGAUGGGAUGAGAUACUAUCAUCAAAUCUUCGACGAGGCACUAUCAUUCAAUCGUGGCGUGGUCCUGGAUCACUGAUCAAUAUAGUCGCUCAAGGUUAUUAUGGAAUUCUAUCACAUGGAUAUUAUCUCGAUCAUUUAAGCUCAGCAGCUUUUCACUAUUCUAUUGAUCCAUUAAUUGGUACACAGUGGCUUCAAGAAGAACAAUCAGCUAGAAUUUUGGGUGGCGAGGCUUGUAUGUGGUCAGAAUAUGUGAGUUCAGCAACAGUUAAUUCAAGAAUUUGGCCUCGAACAGCUGUAAUUGCUGAAAAACUAUGGUCACCUGCCAAAGAAGUUGAUGUCAACUGUAUGUACGAUCGUUUGAAAUCAAUGAACAGACUUAUAGAUCAAAUCGGUGUUAAACAUCUUUCUGAUUAUACACGUAAAUUGAAAAUUCUAGUCGGUUCUUCAAAUGAUGAACUGUUUCAAUCGUUGAAAAUACUUGCUGAUACUUGUGAAGCAUUGGGAAUUCGUGCUCGUUCUCAGACUAGAAAAUAUUCUAGCCUCGUGGCACUAAAUCGAUUUGUUGAUGUUUUACAACCAGAAAGUGAACUAAUAAGAAAUGUAGAAACUAUUGUUCGAUUGACGAAAAACACUCUAGCUAGUACUAAACUCCAUUCACUAUUUAGUGUUUGGGCAACAAAUCAUGUUCGUCUAAAAAAUUUUUUUUAUAAUAAUUCUUUAUUUAGUGAAAUUGAACUUUUAUCUGAAAAUUUAUCUAUCGUAGGAAAAAUGGGUCUUCAGGUGUUGAUGUAUAUAGACAACGGUGAAACAGUUUCAAAAAAAUGGAUCAGAGAUCAAAAUGAGAUUUUAUAUCGAUUAGAAUAUGAAGUAUCAGAAAUUCGAUUAGCUGCAGUAGGACCAUUAAGAUAUCUUUUAUUGUGUGAAGUAAGAUGGUGCUUAGAUUAUAAAAUUUUUCUCAGUGUUUUACUUGUUAUUAUUCUAUUUUUGGUUAUCGUAAAAAAAAUUGGCAAACGACGUUUAUCAUUACGCAAAUACAAUAUUAAAAUACUAAGAAAGCUAUAUUAUUCAUCUUCUCAAUAUUGUUGA
Molecule: messenger RNA, 2340 nt
Organism: Didymodactylos carnosus
Lineage: Eukaryota; Metazoa; Rotifera; Eurotatoria; Philodinida; Philodinidae
Source: the annotation of a GenBank genome assembly